Messenger RNA from Cyprinodon variegatus (sheepshead minnow), 1777 nucleotides. It is a transcript of the gene babam2, whose product is annotated as brain and reproductive organ-expressed (TNFRSF1A modulator). Gene Ontology annotation, cellular component: BRISC complex; BRCA1-A complex. Gene Ontology annotation, biological process: double-strand break repair. Lineage: Eukaryota; Metazoa; Chordata; Actinopteri; Cyprinodontiformes; Cyprinodontidae. The record is from RefSeq and is a predicted model, not a curated record. Bases 119 to 1279 code for a protein of 386 amino acids. The transcript has 12 exons.
GGCCAUCGCCAGGACCCAAACAUAAUAUCCCGGAAAGAUUAAAAGCAUGAAGUAAACAUUGGAGUUUACGCUCAAAACACAAAGCUCCGUUUCUUACAGACCCCUGACUGUGGAUACCAUGAACAACAUGUCGCCCGAGGUGGCUCUGCACCGCAUCUCGCCGGAGCUGCGGCCGCUGCUGUGCAGCGUGGUGAGGAACGGCCGAGUGGGGCUGGACUCCACCAACUGCCUCCGUGUCACAGACCUUAAAACGGGAUGCACAUCUCUAACCCCGGGUCCAUGCUGCGAUCGCUUCAAACUCCACAUCCCCUACGCUGGAGAAACCCUCAAAUGGGAUAUCAUCUUCAAUGCUCAAUAUCCUGAAUUACCUCCAGAUUUCAUUUUUGGUGAAGAUGCAGAGUUUCUUCCUGAACCUUCUGAGCUACCUCACUUGGUUGACUGGGAUGCUGGGAACCCAGAGUGUUUGCUUCAGCUGGUGAAGGAGCUCAUCCAGCAGUACCAUCAGUACCAGUGCCACCGCCUGCGUGAAAGCUCCAGGCUGCUGUUUGAGUACGACAGCCUGCUAGAAGACCCCAGCUUUGGACAGAACCUAGAGAUUUAUGCCGGACGGAAGAACGCCUGGACAGGAGAGUUUUCAGCCCGUUUCCUCCUGAAACUCCCAGUGGACUUCAGCAACAUCCCGGUUUAUCUUCUCAAGGACACUGCUCUGGACCCAGGAGAGGAUGUGGCUCUGCUCUCGGUCAGCUUUGAGGAUGCUGAAGCUACUCAGGUCUUCCCUAAACUCUACCUCUCUCCCAGCAUUGAGCACGCUCUGGGAGGCUCCUCCGCUCUCCACAUCCCAGCCUUCCCCAGCGGAGGAUGCCUAAUCGAUUACGUCCCUCAAGUGUGUCAGUUACUCACCAACAAGGUUCAGUACGUCAUACAAGGUUAUCACAAGAGGAGGGAAUACAUCGCUGCAUUUCUUAGCCACUUUGGAACGGGGGUGGUGGAGUACGACGCAGAGGGAUUCACCAAACUGACUCUCCUCCUCAUGUGGAAAGACUUCUGCUUCCUGGUGCAUGUGGAUCUUCCGCUGUACUUCCCCAGGGAUCAACCCAGCCUAACCUUCCAGUCCGUGUACCACUUCACCAGCAGCGGUCAGCUCUACUCUCAGGUGCAGACGUCAUACCCCUACAGCCCACGCUGGGACGGUAACGAGAUGGCUAAAAGGGCAAAAGCGUACUUCAAGAGCUUCAUCCCUCAGUUCCAGGAGGGAGCCUUCGCCAACGGGAAACUGUAGCUCUGCUGACAUUUGCUGGAGUGCGUCUGAGUGUUUGUGCUCUAGUGUCUCUGUCUGCACUUUGAAUCUCACAUUGUUCUCACCGAAGCUUCGGGGAGAAGCCGUUUUUCUGUAGAAAUUGUUUUCUGUGGCAUCAUGAAGAUUCGUCACAAGUGUUGACAGCUGAGUAAAAAGCGUUAAAUCUUAAAACUUUUGCAGGAAAUGAAGCUGACAGCUUGUAUUGUACUUUUUCUUACAGUAAAUACUGUUUUGUUUUGUGUGUGACGUCUAGAAACUCCACGCUCAGAGUUAUUUGCUUUAGAAAGAGCUGAAAGAACAAGCUUUGUUUACUUGCUUUCAUCACGUUCUCAGUUAGUGCUCAGCUGAUGAUGUUAGAUAUGUUUUCUAUUCACUUAGCUGUUUAUUCCUUAAAUGGUCUCUUUCUGAAAUGUUCAUUAUAUUCAUUUAGUAAAACAAUGUUUCCUCUGAUUGUUUUAGUGCAUUGAAUAAAUCUGAGAU